GUUAGGAUUGUUGAAAGUUGAGGAACGGAGAAUUAAUAUACAUUGAAGACACAGGCAUGCGACCGUACUAUGAGGAUCCAUGUGGCUGUCCUCCUCGUCAUCACCAUGGUCGUCCAAAUAUCGAAAUUGAUGUUCUUCCCAAUUGGGGUGGCGGUUACUAUCCGCCGGCGGCUCCGGCUCGGACCGAGGUUGUCUACGUAACGCCAGGGGCCUCCUACAUGCCGCCAGCAGUCGGGCCCCAGAUGAUGAUGCCACAGCCAUACGGCGGCAUGACAAUGGGCUCCGCCGGCUACUACCAGCAGCAGCAGGGCUACGAAUAUCAGUAUCAAUAUCAACAGCAGCAGCCAUAUCCACCAUAUCCACAAUAUCAGCAGUGGUAAAAGAGGACUAUGGAUGAUCUGGAACCUAUAUAGCAUGGAAUCUGUGGAAGAUCUGCCUUCUAGGGCGAAAAUAUGUGAAUCAAACUCAAAUUAAAGAAAUCAAUGUCUUCAGCAUACAAUAAAAGUAUUUCCUAUAAAGUGUAAACAAGCAAAA
This is a messenger RNA of Drosophila persimilis, 534 nucleotides long. RefSeq lists its product as uncharacterized. NCBI's taxonomy places the organism in Eukaryota, Metazoa, Arthropoda, Insecta, Diptera, Drosophilidae. The record is from RefSeq and is a predicted model, not a curated record. Bases 57 to 380 code for a protein of 107 amino acids. The transcript has a single exon.